AUGGCUGACUACGACCGCCGACGGAGAGGAGGAGGAGGAGGAGGAGGUGGUGGUGGCCACUUCAACAACCGCAAGAGAAGAUACAGAGACGAUGAUUACGAGGAUCGUCGUCCUCAACGCCGCCGCUACGAAGAACCCCUCGCCGUGACGGUCCGCAAGCAAGUAUUAUCCAUCGCCGAAAGUCCGGUUCGAAGAGUGGAGGACGAUGUGGCGACCAUCGCAAAGGCCCUCGCAGAAAAUUACUUCGAUCAUGACCUGACGUCUGGAUUUGUGGAUCUUGCUGUACAGCUAACUGUCGAGCAACCUCUCAAGAUACCGUUUGUCGCCGCGAUCGUCCUUCUUGCGAACGUCCAGAAGCCUGAAUUGACAGUCGAUGUGUUGAGCAAGGUGGGCGAAUCACUUCAGCGUCGAUUAGACCUUGGAGAAUGGCGCGAGGUCAAACUAUACCUCCGCUUCCUGGCCUGCCUGCAAGGCAUUUUCGAGGGCGACGGUAUUUUCACCAUACUUGAGGAACUUUUCUCCAGGGCAGCGGACCUUCAAAUGAAGUCGUCUGAAGAUUCGUUGGGCCUCGAGCUUGUCAAAGUCAUUCUCAUGACCAUCCCCUAUGCCAUGUCAUCAUCGGCCAGCGGAUUUGAAACCCAGGCAAGCGCUCUGUUAGAGAAGACCGACAUCAUUGCCUCGACUGCACACCCUCUAGAAGCUCUAGUCGACCCUUUCCCUAGCGCUGAGGUCGGCGCUCCCACGAGUUCUGAAAGCGCGCUUGCUCUACUGCAAAAGCACAUGCAGGAGGAGGCUAAAAGCUCCUGGGAAUUGUCCUGCUUGCCUCGCCCCUGGAAAGGCAAUCGAUCUUCUGAAGAGGAAGAUGCUUUGAACGCUGCUCAAAAACACCCAUUCCCACAGGUCGCAGUUCCACAGGUUGUCCAAAAUGGUGCACGGGCUAUCUUUCCCGAGGUCUAUUUCUCAGUCUAUGGAGAACAGGAAAUUGAGACAGUGCCGGGCCCCACUGACACUGCUGCCCUGCUGAUCCGAGACGCGUUGUCUGACACGAUAAAUGUUCUGGACUUCAACAGAAUGAUUGCCGCAAAAUUCCUCACCGACGUGGAUUGCUACUUUGCCCCAGACACUUUCGUGAAACGGGCCACACCGUUUGACAAGUUACGAGAAGUGACAGGAGACAAGGCAACCUGGAAACCGGAAGAUGUCAUCGUUGAUGCUGCUUUCGGCCAGCUGAUGCAACUGCCCUCCCCCGAACACAAACUGGUCUACUACCACUCUGUACUGACCGAGACUUGCAAACUCGCACCGGCCGCUGUUGCGCCCAGUUUGGGGAGAGCGAUUCGAUUUCUGUACAGGAACGUGGACAGACUGGACUUGGAGCUUUCUCAGCGCUUCUUGGACUGGUUUGCUCAUCAUCUCAGUAAUUUCGGGUUCACAUGGAAAUGGACUGAAUGGGUUGACGAUGUCAACUUACCCGAAGUCCAUCCGAAAAAGGCCUUUAUCAUCGAUUCUUUAGACAAGGAAAUCCGCCUAAGCUUCUCCAAACGUAUCAAGGGCACUUUACCUGUACCGUAUCAGGCUCUGAUCUCUGAAGCCAAAGACAAGGAUGCGCCCGACUUCAAAUAUAACGAUGAGUCAACGCCAUUCGCUGCCGAAGGAAAGGAGAUCGCUCAGUUGAUACGCCGGAAAGCCGGCAACGAAGAGUUCACGCCAAUUUUCGAGAAAAUUGAGCAGGAUGCCACUGCCUCGGGAUUGAGCGAUCCGGCUCAUGCGUCGACUGAUGCGUAUGUCACUUCGAUAUGCUGGGUCGGUUCCAAAUCAUUGUCCCACGUACUGGCCUGCAUUGAACGUUGCCAGGAGCGGCUUUUGGCGCUCAGCUCUACGAGCCCUACGUGCAGAAAACAGAUAAUCACAUCCGUGAUGGACUACUGGAAAGACCAGACCGGAGUGGGCGUGGUGAUCUUGGACAAACUACUCAAUUAUCAAAUAUUGACCCCUGCCAGUAUCCUCGAGUGGGUGCUCAUCGACAACGUCGCCCGGGGAACGUUACUCGCCAAAACAUGGAGCUACGAAUUGGUCAGCCAUACCACGAGCAAAGUGGCAGGGCGUGUAAGGAGCAUCGUCGGUGCAAUCAGGCAACCCGGUCUACCAGGCGAGCAACAGGGCGAGCUUCAGCAGGCGCUGGCUCGUGAACUGGAGACGAUGAAGAACCUGUUCAGCAUCAUCCAAGAUGCAGCAGUCAGCAUCCGUGACGGGAAUCAAGAUGAGAUGAUGGAGAGUAGCGAUGCUCUCCGUGCUCAAGAAGAAGAUCUGCUUAAGGCAUGGGGAGGGAAAUGGGCCAGGGUGUUCCAACGCAAAUACGCGGUCGAAGAUAGUUGGGUGCGUGAAGAGUUGGCGAAGCCCAUCCCGGAACCUGAGACAAAGGUCGACAAUGAUGCGAAGAUGGAGGAAGUGACAAAGGCAGAGGACGCGGAAGGGGAGAAUGGAGCUAUGGUCGACGACGUCGAUCUCAUUGCAUAG
Messenger RNA from Capronia epimyces CBS 606.96, 2517 nucleotides. RefSeq lists its product as uncharacterized. Gene Ontology annotation, cellular component: nucleus; nuclear cap binding complex. Lineage: Eukaryota; Fungi; Ascomycota; Eurotiomycetes; Chaetothyriales; Herpotrichiellaceae. The transcript is spliced from 6 exons. The coding region runs from base 1 to 2517 and encodes 838 amino acids. Gene Ontology annotation, molecular function: RNA cap binding; mRNA binding. Gene Ontology annotation, biological process: nuclear-transcribed mRNA catabolic process, nonsense-mediated decay; mRNA export from nucleus. The record is from RefSeq and is a predicted model, not a curated record.